AUGCUGACACCUGCCAAUGCCAAUACAAAUAAGAAUGAUGUCCCUUCAAGCCCGCGAUCAGGCGCGAAUUCGCAGCAGCAUAUGGUGCCGUUGCUGCGCCAUACGACACUCUACAUGAAUGAUUUGGCUGCGACCCUAAGGAAUGAUCGCAUGUUGCUAGAACACUUCAGACUGCAAUUGGAGAGCGAAUUCGCUGAUGAGAAUUUGGAGUUUUUCGAGUUGGCUUCGGAGUAUGAAGAGGCGCCGUCACUAGAGUUGGCGAAUGCCAUCAUCGAUACAUAUAUCGCACCGAACUCAGUUCGCCAGGUAAGUCAACCAUCCGAAUGCAAAAGUGGCAUUGAGAAGGACGCCAAAGUCAUGAACGAAACUCGAAUCGCAAAUCCGAAUAUAUUUGACGAUGCAAUGGCCUGGUGCAUGACAAUGAUGCUUGAGGCUUGGCCUCGGUUCCUGAAGAGUGGAUACUACCAAGAUUACUUGGCGGACUUGGCCGAUGACAAUCCCGAAUUGUUGAGUCAACUGGAUCAACCCUCCGACGAUCUAUCACCGGAAAGAAAACUACAAUGGCUAUUAAGGAAUCCGAGUAAUGCCAUUGCACGGCAAUUUGAAACGUAUCUGAAGAAGAUUUAUGCAUCCGAAUGCUAUGACUUUUGGAAAGAUCUGGAUGCGUUGAUGGCGGAACCAGCGGGCGAGAACAAGGUUAAACAUGCCGAAAAAUUGGUGAAGCUCUACACCGUGUAA
Sphaeroforma arctica JP610 is the source of this 738-nucleotide messenger RNA. RefSeq lists its product as hypothetical. Lineage: Eukaryota; Ichthyosporea; Ichthyophonida. The record is from RefSeq and is a predicted model, not a curated record. Bases 1 to 738 code for a protein of 245 amino acids. The transcript is spliced from 6 exons.